Messenger RNA from Anoplopoma fimbria (sablefish), 1037 nucleotides. RefSeq names its product mitochondrial ribosomal protein L32 (gene mrpl32). The coding region runs from base 85 to 633 and encodes 182 amino acids. Lineage: Eukaryota; Metazoa; Chordata; Actinopteri; Perciformes; Anoplopomatidae. Gene Ontology annotation, biological process: translation. The record is from RefSeq and is a predicted model, not a curated record. The transcript has 3 exons. Gene Ontology annotation, molecular function: structural constituent of ribosome. Gene Ontology annotation, cellular component: mitochondrial large ribosomal subunit.
GGUCGCUGUUUGAUGACGUAUGACGCUCAGUGACCGUGAGCUGUUUGACAUGUUUAACGGAAAGGAAGCGUGCUGACAACAAACAUGAUGAAUAUAGCUGCGUUAGUGAACAGCCUCAGAUGUUCUUUGUUACACAUUGAAAGCAGACUUCUGCAGGCGGCCGGACUGACGUUAGACAGACAACUGGCUCCAGCUCUGGCAGUGAAUGGCCCCAGCCUCCUGCCUCAGCUCGACAGGGAGGAUGAGCUGGAGGAGCAGCAGAGCCCGGAGCAGUCUCCUGGCCUCCUAGACGGCAUCCUGUGGAUGGCAGCACCAAAGAAGAGGCGCACUAUAGAGAUUAACCGCACCAGGAGGAGAGAUGAAACCAAUCUCCUAAAAGUCAAGACCAACAUCGAGCCGUGUCCAGAGUGUGGCCACUUGAAGCAGAAACAUAUCAUGUGUGGCUUUUGUUACGCUAAGGUGUGCAAGGAGACGGCUCUGAUUCGUCAACAGAUGACAGCGAUGGAAGGCGGCCCGCUGAGGGCCCCGACCGUGGAGACUGUCGUCCUGUAUGAGGGUGAAACACCAAGUGAGCUGGACAAAGACAAGAGGAUCGUGGAGCGGGCCAGGAAGAGGCCCGCCUGGUUCAACUAACUGUGCUGAGAUAAUUAUGCUGUGUGUGAUACAUACCUUGAGUUUGUCAAAGGUCACACUGAUUCUUUAUAUGUUGUAGGAAACGGCAAAUUUUGUCCAAUCUGUUAUUCUGUAAAUUAUGAAGGCAAAUGUAUCAGUUUUGUUUCCAUAAAUCAAUUGUUUGAUCGGAACUGAUACCAGGAGCCUUGAUAAAUACUGAAACGUCAGACAUGUUUUCACUUAUCUCGGUCAAAAUACUGUUCUAUAUCCAUGAUGUGUUGGUUUAGGGCUCACACAGACACAAAGUCAUUGGAGAUUUUCAGUAUCAGACAUAGAUUUUUUUUGUCAUUGUUUAAACUAAUAUUUUUGACUGAGAAAAUAUUACUGUAUAUUUGAUUGUUUGACAAUAAAUCCAUUAUUUGAAA